This is a messenger RNA of Trichoderma citrinoviride, 2757 nucleotides long. RefSeq lists its product as hypothetical. Gene Ontology annotation, molecular function: ADP binding; protein binding. The coding region runs from base 1 to 2757 and encodes 918 amino acids. Lineage: Eukaryota; Fungi; Ascomycota; Sordariomycetes; Hypocreales; Hypocreaceae. The transcript has 6 exons. The record is from RefSeq and is a predicted model, not a curated record.
AUGCAGGAACUCCAGCAGAAAUACUCGGCCAAGCGAACUACAAAGUGGUUUGCAAAGUUGUCUCCAGUGCUCGCCCACAUGGAAACAUUCAACCAGGCGGUCACCAUUUUUACCUCGUCUAAUCCUGUCGUUACGUCGUUGGUAUGGGGAAGCGUUAAGAUGAUACUGGAUGCAGCCAGCGCUUUUGCACGUACUCUUCAGACCAUCAUCGACAUGCUGACCUCGAUUGCCGGUGCGAUGCCCAGAUUCGAAGAAUACAUGCAGCUGUUCCCACAGCGGCAACGACUCCAGGAAGCAUUGCUGAGGAUGUACUGCGGCUACCUUGAUUUUUGCCUUGGUGCGGCCAAGUUCUUUUCAGUCAACAUCAUCGCGAAGCUCGCCCACGUGGUCAACACGAAAACCCAACUCACGGGUAUCCGGGAGGUGCUAGAUGUUGCCAAGCCCCAGAGAUAUGCUGCGUCCAUUUUCUCAGUUACAUGGGCUCGGAACGGCAAGUUCCUUGGGCGAGAACAAGAGCUCGCAAAACUCGCCCAAUGCCUCAAGCCCGAAAGCGCCAAGCAGCGGUCCUGCGUGCUGCACGGUAUGGCGGGAAUUGGGAAGACGCAGACCGCCCUGGAACUCUGCUAUGCACAGAAGUCCACGUUUCCGUACAUAAUCUGGCUCCCAUCCGAGACCCAGGCAGUCUUGGCUGAGGCCUUUUCCAAUAUUAUACGGCUCAUAAAGGGGUCGCUGGUUGAAAAGAAUCCAUCGAUCGAUCCAUCAGCUGAUGUGGACGCAUCGCGCCAAUGGCUGUGUCAAAACUCAGGAUGGCUACUGGUUUUCGACAACGUGGACGACCCCGAUAUGCUGAGCCGGUACUGGCCUGCAUGCGAACACGGGUCGAUUCUGAUCACGACACAGGACCGGAAGCUCGUCCAUCGAGCUCAGUCGGAAGUGUGCCUCGAAGCCCUUCAGGACGAGGAGGGUUCCCGUCUCCUGCUGCAAUAUCUCCCCGAUCAGCUCUCCAAUGCUCAAAGGUCGGCGGCGCUGGCAAGAGCCAUAUCCAAGGAGGUGGAUGGCCUUCCCCUAUACUUGGUUGGACUGGCGGGUUUCAUGGCCGACUCGUGCACUCCUCUUUCCGACACACUCAGCGAUCUCCAGAACCAUGUUGGUCAAGAAUGGGACUCGGCCACGUUCCAGUAUGGGAGGCCGGCCAAUUCGGCAUUUGACAUGUCGCUCAAAAGCCUCUCUCCACCUGCUCUGUCCGUCUUGCAAGCUCUCAGCAUGCUUUCACCAGACUCGAUCCCGGAGAGUCUUUUUUUCGCAAAGCUAGAUUCUGCCCUGGAAUUUGGCGGGUACUCGGACAAGGGAGAGUUCUGUCGAGUGAUUCGCGCUCCGCUGAGGACCCGGCACUUGAUCAAUUUUCACCCGUGCACAACACCUGGCAUUCCAGACUCGUAUUCCAUCCAUCGCGUGCUUCAAAGAAAGGUCCUCAGUGACAUGGAUGCGGACGAAAUCAGUCGCCAACUGGCCUUCAAUCGAGCUGUCGCCUUGGUGAGAAAUGUCUUCCCCCCCGUCACCGACUUCAUGGUUCCUAUACACAAGGACAUGAUGUUGUACAAAGCGUCCAUCGCGCACGUUACACGGCUAGAGGAGGUUUUUCAGAUCUACAACAAAUCUUCGAGGACCCUGGUGGGCGACAUGGCCUUUGUUCAACUUUUGAUCGGCGCUGGCUUCUACCUCUACGAGGUUCGCCUCGGGACACCUGGUCUCACCUUUCUCAACACGGCCGAGGGUAUCUGCGCCGCCAGGGCCGCCACCGGUACAGAAUCGGCAACAUGGAUCAAGCUCUGGGCAACGGCACUGCAGAUCUCGUGGGCCAUCAUGGGAGCCUCCACGGGGAUUACCCGGCGGCAAAAGUGUACCGAAAACAUGGCCAAGGUUCUGGAACUCCGAAAAGCCUAUGCCGCAGCGGACCGCAGUCAUGACAACUACGUUGGCAGAGUCCUUCUCGCCAACGCGCAUAACGACAUGACAGUGCAGCUCAUCGACAACGGAGAAUACGACGCGGCCGCCAGCCACGUCGACAUAUCGGUCCGGAUGAAGCAAGAACUCCAAAGCGAGCGCAUAAUGCCCCCCUACCAGUUUGCUGAGCAGAACAAGAACAUGGCGCUCAUCCAGGCAGGCCAGGGGCGAACCGAGGAGGCCGUGGACUUAAGCCAGGAAGCGGUCAAGGUUGUUCCAAAUGAGGAGGAAGAUGGCGUGCACACCAUCUUUCUCUUCGUUCACGGGAUAUGCCUUGCCAACGCUGGGGAUUUUUCAGGUGCACUGGCUGUAUUCACGAAGACUUACAAGGUGCGGGUUACUGCCUUCGGAAUUCACGGCACACCCACGCUGCACAACCUCUAUGCCAUCGCCUACACCCAAUACCGGCUUGGUCUUUACUCGGAAGCCAGGGACGCGGUUGAGAAGUGCCGAUAUAACGCAAAGGACGCGAUUUGGCCUUCUGAAUGCGCUCUGCGGGCAGACUUCCUGCUCUGCUUGAUUACAAGCGCCGAGGGUCAUCAAGAACAGGCCGCUGCUCUGCGGGAGCCCUUGCUCACUCAGCUUCAUGCCAUUUUUGCUCAGCAUUCCCCCGCUGUCUUAAGCGGGCACCAUGUGGUCAACCUUUCUGAGCUGGACCUGACAUUCCUGUUCGACCUACUCGUGCCCCUCGAUGCGGGCCGAUUCGUCAUGGCCCACCGGAUUUCCCCCCCUCCACGAGCUGCGGGGUCCUGA